CUCAUCAUCAUUACCGUCAGUGUGUUACCGUCGUGAGUGUGGACAACAGCGCUGCUUCACCCGGGUCCUUUUACCCCUCUCUCCUGAAGGUGCCCCCGUGUUCCUGCUUCGCAUCACACACUCCAACUCCCGUGACUGAGGUGUGACCGUACGCCAGAAACAACACCACCUCGCCCACGAUAUAGUUCACCCUUCCAUCUCAAUCUUGGGUCGUAUUUACCAACGCACUAUGGUGAAACAUCCCCUAAGAGGAAGAAAUUCUGACUAUUGGGGUAAAAAACACGUGGAAGUGAGGCUGGACGAUGGGUUGUUAAGGCGACAGGUGAAGGUGUUAAGUACCUUCCAGCAGCCUGUUGGAGGACACACUCAGCGUGGCGAAGGUGUGGCUCUAGACAGAACAGAGCAGAAUGGUCUACUGGUGCGGAUGUUAGGUGAUGUAAAGGGCAGUGCCACAGUUGAGACAUCCCUCACCCCGAGCGUGGGAGCUCCUGGGUCUUCCGAUGCCUGGCGUAACUCGGCGGGCAGCGCCAGCAGCAGCGUGGCGGCCAGCACUGGGAUGGGCAGCAGCAGUGUUGGUGGGGACAUGAACGUGGGUGAGGCAGAGGAACGACUCCUGCGGGGUGUGGUGAGGGGUACUUCCUCCUGCAAUAGGUUCAUGACACUCCAUCGUCGGCGCCGCCGCAAGCCACCCACCAGGCUGAUAGGCUUAGAGCAGCAUCACCAAGCCCUCCUUGACGACCUCUACCAUGGACCCACACAAUGUGUCCUAUCUCAUGUUGGCGUGUGGAGCUUCAAUGCCUUUGCCCUGGACAGCGUGUGUGGGGGUCGUCCUGUAUCAGUGCUGUGCGUCUACCUUCUGCACAAAUAUGGUCUUAUACAACAUUUUAAUUUUGACACAGUUACUGUCUGGAAGUGCUUUAGUUUAAUUGAGGACGGGUAUCACUCAUCCAACCCUUACCAUAAUGCCAUCCAUGCAGCUGAUGUGACCCAGGCCAUGCAUUGCUAUCUUCAGGAAGACAAGAUUCGUGAGCACAUGACCCCCUUAGAGAUGCUGGCAGCUCUGGUUGCUGCCGUAUGUCACGAUCUAGACCACCCAGGGGUGAACCAGCCAUUCCUUAUUGCAACAGAUAAUCAUUUGGCUGCACUUUACAAGAACCUAAGUGUGCUUGAAAACCAUCACUGGCGGUGUGCAAUGGGUUGCCUCUGGGAGUCUGGAUUAUUAGACUCCUGGGAUCCAAAGGAUGUUUCAUCACUGCAGGACAUGAUCAGAUCUCUCAUUUUGGCCACAGACAUCACCCGCCAGCAAGAGUUUCUCUCAAAAUUUAAGAGGUACUUGGACGCUAACAGCUUUGAUAUGAGGGACCCAGACCAUCGCCACUUCUCUCUUCAAAUUGGUCUUAAGUGUGCUGACAUUUGUAACCCCUGCCGACCCUGGGACAUAUCACAGAAAUGGUCUUACAAGAUAUGUGACGAGUUUUAUCGUCAAGGUGAUUAUGAACGCCAGCUGAACCUUCCCGUCACUUCAUUGUGUGAUCGUUAUGUUAUGUCAGUGGCCAAAAUCCAAACAGGAUUCAUCAAACAUGUUGUCUCACCACUAUUUGAAGAUUGGGACUGUUGGUUAAGAACAAAACUAUCAACUUCCAUGGUAAACAACAUGAAUAAAAAUCUUGCUCUGUGGGAGGAGCAGCUCGCUCAGGAAGCUGCUGAGAAAACGACCACGGAUAUCCCCAUUACCUCACUGGACUCCCCACAAAUGGCAGAGGAGGGUACAGAAGAGGACCCAGAUGAGGUGGAUGGGGUUACUACUCCUAGUAGUAGUGGAGAUAGUCAUCAGAGUGUGUUAGGAUCCUUAGAAAAUUUAUCAAGAUCACUUCAACUUGGACGAAGACACUCUGUGCCCUUAAACCAGCCUCGCCUGGUUCCCCGCACAGUUAUAAGGAGGGAAAGUUUACCUGAGGUUGGGGGCCAGCCUCUUGUGGUGGAAACUGUGAUGAUGGGAGGUCUUUCACUAACCUCUUUCUCAUCUCACGUUUUUGAUCCCAAUACCACUUUAACUGCUGAAUCCCUCCUACCUGACCCUUCCAUCACAACAAUGGGUGGGGUGAGCAAUGGACGAUCACGCCUCACUUCUAGACUCACUCGCCGAAAGUCCCUCCCUCCACUGUGGUCACAGCAUCCACGUUCACGACCUUUGCAAAUAUUGAAACCAAUGUCACCUACCCCCAGUGAGGAUUCCACGUCCCCUCAGAACACUCAGGAAAAUUCCCCACCCUCUGAUGAGUCCGAAAAAAGAACAGAAGUUGUGGGUAACUCUGCACAGGGUAGUGGUGGGGACAGUGGUAAUGAUUGUGAAGAUAGUGGUGGUUGUGGUGGGAGCAAUAAUAUUGGUGAUUGUUGUGAAUCCAACGGACAAACAAACAGGUCAACAAGGGGUGAUGCUGUGCCCUCAGUGCGGGAAAGUGGUGUUCACAGUAGGAAGUCUGUUCAAAGUUAUCAAGGUGCUACAUUCCUUCACUCUGACUGCUCAGAUGGUCUUCAUUACCGAGCUCUAGGCGGCAAGGUGCUAGUACGUCGAGCUUCAUUAGAUAGUACGAGCAUCAGCAGUAAGCGUGAGUUCCUGGACCGUUUAGCACACGAAGGCAGUAAAUUUGCUCGUGUGGAACGAUCAAACAGUGAAAUGGAUAAAGAGAAUAAGGCACCACGGGAACCACUAAUCACAAGGGACCGACAGGUACCUUUAUGGAAAACUCGUGCUUGGCGAAGCCUCAACUAUGAAGAUGAGAAUACUGGUGAUCCAAGAGAGAAAAUGAUCAAGCCCGGCAUAUACAAGCUCAAUCAAACUCAGGGAAGUAUGUUCGCUCAUGGUCGCCGGGGUUCGGCUCCACUUCUACGGCCUGAAGAAUUAUGGGGUGGUCUCAGAGGGGGCGCAGAGAGGCCAGAUCAGCGUUACUUGUCCACUCGUAGGGGAUCAGCACCAUCACAACCAAUCCAUCAAGGGCUUAACAAGCUGAAACUUGGUCAUGCUGGUGGUCUGCUUGGGGCGUGUGGUGGUGGUGGUGGUGGUGGUGGUGUAGGAGGUAUAGGUGCCGGGAAGAUUGGCGGCCUACCCCCAUUAAAACGACAGCGCGCUUUUCCUCAGCCACUGAAUCGCACUAAUUCCUUUUCUAUCCUAGAGCCUUUCAUUGCUUCCAUAUCAGGGUCGGAUACUGAUAGUGGCCCAGAGAUGCCUGGGAGUCCUCGCACACCCCUGACAUCAACUGAAAAUCUUCCAAUAAGUGACACUCCAUUCGGCCACUCGAGACUGAGGGGACGACGAGGCUCGGUGCCUUUUGAUGUUCCUGGAUCAGAUGUGGGUUUUGAAUUAUCACUGAUGAAGGACCAUUCUGAAAAGAGAUUUAGUCGACGGGGUUCUGGUGGUUCAGAGAUGCUACCGUCCCUGGUAGCUCGAGCACAUUCUUCUUUGUCUGCCACUUAUGGAGGCCAUGGGGUGUCUGGGGGUGGCUCAGGGGGAGCUGGAAUUCCCUCAUCCAUGGGACAUCAUCACCAGGACUUCCACAGGGGAUCUGGAGGUCUAGAUCUAUUUGCAGGAUUAUGGAGGUCUCAUCUAGAAACAGGAAGUUCAUUACAUGAUGACCAUGACCUCUUUUCUCAAUCGUCCGGUGGCAUGACCCCCAGUACCCCAGGAGCAUUGCCUCCCCCCAGAGCGGCCAUGCCACAUACCCUCCACAGACGCGGUUCACUGCCAACUGACCUCUUUUACUCAGGGGACCUCAGUGUGUGGGAUAGUGAGGGGACAUAGCAACAUCAGUGCUCGGGCCCAGCGCUUCCGCCUCAACCCUAUCCUUCUGCCAGCCUCCAGUGCCAAUCUUCCAACUACACCACCGUCAGCCCAUCUGUAAAAGUAUAUAUUAAUAGAUAAUACCUCCUCCAGGGUGCAGAGAAAGGGGAUCAUCUUUCCAGGCUUAUGGAAAGGGGACUUGAAACAUUGUUUGUUUCAGGGGAAGAAAAGAUUCAAAUGGUUUUUAUUUGUUCUCGUCUUCCUGGUAGAUGAAGAGAUCACCUUUCUCAUUUGCGCUUUAGGGGUCCAGCCCCUCUUUAUAUAUUUGAAGGACAAGUUACCUACGCUGUACACUUUAUAUAGAAGUGGUCUUCUCAGACUCGGUAUUAAGUAUGGCGUUGAACAUUUUUCAACAUUAGAUAUGCUUCUGACAGUGGUAAAAGCCAUUUUGUUUUGAAAAUAUGAUGCGUUUAAUAAUUUUCCAAAGGUACUGUACAUAUUUUGUUAUUGGCAGCAAAUUAUGUGUGCCCCCAAAAUGGAUCUUUCUUUAUUCAGAAAGGAGUCAAAAUAGAAGAAUGUGUGUGUGUGGAACCUGUCUUUUAUAGUGUAAGUGUCCAACACUGAUUGCUGGAGCAAAAACCUCCGAUCAUCAAGGCUGUGAUGAGGUCCAGUUUACCCAAAAGGGUUUGAAGAAGCAGUCAUCAAGGAUGGACCAUUUUUUUGUAAUGGAUUCUGUAUAUUCAUGGAAAUAUUAACAUAUUUUGGUGAGAAUGUUAUUUUUAGAUUACCAUGAAUAUAGAAAAGGAUCAAAAUUUUAUCCCUGCUAAGAAUUAGUUUUUCAUGAAUCUUUAGAAGUGUGACCCUUGUCUUGAUGCAUUGUAGUUUUUAUGAGGGCAGGAAAAUAUUAAGCUCAAAUAAGCUCAAUUUAGUACUAACGUCCAAUUAUAGCCAAUGUCUUCAUGAGAAUCCAGCUCGACAAUCCUGGUUCAUAUUAUUAUGGAACAUUAUGUAUAGAUUUAAAAGGAAUUAAUAAUAACAGGACUUUGUAUUCAAGGAAUGUAUUCAAGUCAGUUGAUACGCUAUAGACAGUGAGCUACUUUUUUUUAUUUAGGCAUAUUACAAGGUAUGUCUCAGACCUCAGUUACACUUUUCCUUAGUUCUAUACAUACUGUACUUCUUUAUGAUGAAAAGUAUCUGUACAGCAUAAUGUGACACUUGACAGUACUAUUAAAAGAGUACUAACCCAAGUGCCUAAGUGCAUUAUAAAGUAUUUUUUGUAUCAGAAGUGAGUUAACUUACUUGAGUACAUCACCUGAGUACAAUCCUUAAUGUAUACAGUAUCAGAAUAAAUGAAAUUAUUUAUAAUUAUCUGCCAAUUAGUUACUUGUGUCACCUGUGCCACAAGUAACGUGUCCUCCUGUGGUGAUCCAGCCAUUCGUUAAGGUACAACUCCCUAGAACUUCCUGUGUCUUGUUUCUUCUAUGAACUUUGUAGGAGACAACGUUAACACAGGAGUCUAUUCUUACAGCGUAUUCCUACUUACAAACUCUACAUCAAUUAUCCGUCACUUGUGGACUGUAAGUAAUACUGGACUUUGGCCCAUAAAACAAGAUAAGGUAGUUAUUGAAUGGGGUGUGUGAUUGAAGGGUAGUGUGGAACUCUUUCAUCAGAUGGGGUUGGUGAGUUUAGGUACCAACAACUUUGAGUACAGCAAAAUAGGGUUGGGGGGUGGGGGUUGACUCUUGGGGUUUUUGUAACUGUUGUAGUCUUAUUAAAGAUUUUUACAUCUGAAGUGCAAUACAUGAUAACUUAUAUAAUCCUUUUGUGUGAAAAUUCAUCAGUAUUUUCUGUGGUUAUAUGUGUAUUGUAAGAAGCUCUUGACCAGUACAGUACAUAUGACGUGUACAUGUUAUGUCUUCGAAUAUAGGCUGAGCUUGUGAUGGUUAUAAAGAUAAUCAAAGUUGUAUAGCACAGUAAGUUUUGUUUGUAUCUAUGUAUGGAUCCUAUGAUAAAUACAUAUGUUUAUAUGAAUAAUUAUUUGAUGUAAUGAUUUUUGAAAAAAAAAUUUUUGUAGCUAUGCAAUCCGCUAGUUUAUAUGGAAUGACAGCUUUGGUGUAGUUAGUACAUACUGUCUCAAUUUUUACAUGUUAUUGUUAGUAGAAGUUUAUGGAAAUAACUUGUAGGGAUUCAUUAAAGUUUAUAUUUUGCAUUAUAAUUUAUAUACUGUACAUUAUAAUUCAUGAAAGCACUUUGAAGGUGAGGCGAAAGAGAAGUUACUCUGUAAGCUCUCUUGAUGGGAGUAAAUUUCCAGUUUUUAACAUAAGAUAAACCGUACCAUAAGUUGCAAGAAAGAUCUCAAAUCUACCAAACUGCCUUAACUACCACUUAUAUAACAUCAUUUCUACAGUUAAUUCUUCUUGGUUACAUUUGAGAUGCGUAGCUAAAGUGGUUGUGGAAAUUGAUGCUAUAGUUUGGCUAGUAUGGGAAAGUAAAAUUUUCAUGGUUGUCUUGAAUUGCCAUUUAUUUAGUGUACCGACUAGAGUACUGACAGCCAUCUCACAAGUGACAUCUUGAUAGUGGCAAACUUAUGGUUGAAUACUAGUGAAUGGGAAGACAAAGACCACUGUAUAUUGUAACUUUGGUAUAACAGAAAUUGGGUAUAACAGUAAUAAGUUCAAGUUUCUUCUUAAAAAAGGAACAUUUUUACCCAACGUUUUGUUAUUGCUUUGUACAAAUUCAAACCAAUUUUUGUAAAUACAGUACGUGUAUGUCAGAUUUUUUUCAUACCCCCCCCCCCCUACUACUAUAAGGCAAAAUUCUUAUUUUUCUUGCUCUAUGCAUACCCAUGUUUCCCUAAAAAAUGAAAGUACAAAUUGGUCUUUAGAAUUUAUUUCAUAAUCAGGUUGUGUAAAACUUAUCCAGUUAUGGUCAUUAUUAUUUUGCAGCCAUGAUGCCGAUUCACUAUUUAUAGAUGCUACAAUAGAUUCAAGUACAGUACUCAAGUAGAUUGGCUUUAUAAUAUUUUUUCAUUUGAAUUUUUAUUAAUAAUAUCUAUGGUAUUCUGUAGUGCAUAGGAUCAUGAAGCCUAUGUACUGUACUUGUGCAAAAACGACAGGGAGGAGUUAUACUCCCAAGAUUAUUUACCUUGUAAACUAUGUACUUGAGAACUAUUUGGUAAUCUUGGCCAUGUGUCUGUAAAUGAGACAUGACAAAAAAUUAUGAGCUACAGAUGAGACUCUAACAAUGCUCAUAUGGUAGCAAAAACAUUAAAAUAUGACCUUUAUUGGAUAUGACACAAGCUCAACAUUGCUGACCACCUCACAUGUUUGAGUGACAUCAGACAAAGGUGAUUUUGGCAAUGGCAGUGCUCAACAGUUACUCAAUACAAAUAUUUGGAAUAGCAACCAAACAAAAUAUUCUUGGUUUGAAUGUUUGCUACUAAUGGGCAGAGGAGGUUACAGUAUGUACUGGAUCACUAUAAUUUUACUCAAAUUUCUUAUGGUAAAGAAAUGAACAUAAUAACAUAGAGUUUUACAAAUCUCCUUUGCUUAUUGUAACAUUCUAUCCAACCCAUGAAGGGCACAAUUUUAAUUUUUGUAUAAUGUAUUAUAUUUUGGUGUUAAUACUUUAAUGUAGGCCAAGUUGGCUUAUAUUUUUAUGUAAGAGUUCUUGUAUAGUUUUUUCUUUUACCCCUGGAUUUUGUGUUUUUGUUUUGUUUUGUUAAUAAAUAAGGUAUUUAGCAACAAAUUAAUGUAUGGUGUGCACAGUUCAUACAUUUCCUUUAAAUACCUCAUUAAGUGGUGCGAAUUUUCCAACACAAGCAAAUGUUUUGUUCCGAGUCGCAGCUGGUGUACUGUGUUGUGCUGUCGACCAUUGAUGAAUAUAUUCACCAAUACAUAAAGAAGUGAACUAUGACUACAAGAGUCUUCCUGUUGUCUUAUAAUUUUAAAUGUUACGAGAUAUUUUGUAUCAUGAUUCCAUUGUCCUCUGUCCCACUAUCUGCCAAUUACUGUACUUCUUAGUGAGGAACCAGCCAAGAUGAUAAGCAUGUGGUGUUAGCAAGGUUGUUGCUGAACAAAGUGUGGGGGAUGUAUUUUAUGUCAAGAUGAUAAAAGUUUGUGUGCUAUUAACUUCUGUUGAAACUUCAUCAGGAAAGCAGUAUUUUGAUUGUACAUUUUCAUGUAGAAUCAUUCAUAAAUGGUCUAAGAUAAAAAAUGCUUCUGAAUAUUCCAGUGGUCAUAUAUUCUUUAUUGGUAAUGCUUCGUAGAGGGAGUAUAGGCAUGUAUUUACCUGUGGUUCUUGUCACUUAGAUUGCACUCUUCAACACCUUGAUUAUCAAGAGCUAGUAAACAGAAAUGAUCAUCUUACACAAUAAGUAAGAUAUUCUAAACUUUGUAGGAUUCCUUCAUUACCUCAUCAUAAAUAAGUAAAUCAUGUAUGUGAACUUAGUUUAUUAUAUAUUCAAUGAUUAACUAGAUCCUUGGUAAUCAAAAUUCUCUUUAACUGGGUCAUGUAUCAAAAUUAUUUUUAAUUAUGGUAAACUAAGGUGCAGUAUUGAAAAACUUUAAGUUUUAAUAACUAAUGCCCCGAAAAUUAACCGUAAAUUAACUGAGCAUCUUAAGAUUCCAGUGCAUAUGACACCCCUUCAGUAUGCUUUGUUGAUGAAAUUGAGGUAGUGCUCAGGGGUACAGCACUGUGUAAGUGAGUUUUCUGGAAGAAUGUAAGAGCACAAGGCAUGGCAUGAUUGUAAUAAGUUGAGAAAUGUAGUUUUUUUGGGGGGUGGGGUGGAUGAGUCAAUAAAUGUCUUAGAGUACAGUAAUUUAAUAUUGCCCCAAAAAAUGUUAAGCAGUAGUUUUGCAAUAUACAGAUAGUACUGUGAUGAUUGAUACUCUUGGCUGCGAGCUGUCAUCCUUCCGUGGUUGUGAGAGACAGCACAAAUACAAAUGCGAGGAAACAAGUCUUAAAACUGGCGGUGCAUUUAUAGUAUAUGAUAAGGUAAGUACUGUAUAUUAUUUCUCAGUAUAACUCCAACUAAAGAAAUUGGUUGUACAUCCACGCAUUUUAUUUGUACUGUUCAAGUUCAAAUUCUGUACUGAAAACUAUACUACAACAGUAUUACAUCAGCAGGCCCACAUUCAUAUGUAAUCUUUAGUUUCUGUUAACGUGAGAGAACAUGAUAAAGGUAUUGUGAUUAAAUGUGAGUUGCUUUGAAAUUAUUAUUCUGUAAAUACACAGGCUAAAGAGAACUUAAAUACUGUGUACUGUACAAUACAAAAAAAAUUAAUACUGUAUGUACAGUACAAGAUGACAUGGAGAAAUUUAGAGAUAACAUGAUAAAAAACAAUUGUCAUGACACUGAUUCAUAAAGAAAUUAUUAAUGGCAACAUUUUCAAUGAUUCAACAUAAGGUCUAUAAUAAAUAUUUAUCUUUUAAUUUCUGGUUGGAAAAUGUCAGUGUUCUAUAAGUUUUCUGAAAUAAUGUGGGGUUGCCUUCCUUAAGGCCUGAUGCUUUAUGGGUCAACAAAGAUGGGUAUAAGAACGAUGCCUAUUGCACAUACACUUCUAGUUUGUACAGUCAUUCCCCAAUUUAUGAAAGGGUUCCAUACCUAAAAAAAUCUUUUUAUAAAUAAAUUUUUCAAAAAUUGGAUUACAUUUUUCUGUGGACUCCCAUUAUAAAACCUGAGAUACAUCCUUACAAAAAAUGCACAUCCCCAAAAUGUCUUAAAAUGCCACAAAACAUAUUUUUAAUAACAAAUCUUGGUGUAUACAAUGAUUAAGUCAAUAAUAAACAUAAAAGGUUAAAUACUGUACAUGCAGUACAGUAUACCGUAGUAAUAAUCUUACCUUUGUUUACAAGAAACCUGAUGGGAAAACAAAUUUCAUAGCUUCAAAUAGGUCCAGUAUUUUGCCCAUAAAUUAACUGAGGCAAAUUUUAUUUCUUAGUAAUUUUUUAUUUUUGUAAACCAAACCUUCGUAAACUGGGGACUAUCUGUAUAAAGUGCAGUUUGAUUACUUAAAAAUUUAAUUUUUAUUUUUUGAAACCUUACAAAUACCAUAGGCUUGUCUAUUUGGUAAAUGGUAUUUAAAAUUGGUAAAUCUAAAAUGUCACCACUUUGAGCUACACUCUAGAGUACGUACAUGGCAAUUUUUUUAUUUAUUCUUAUUUUUUUCAAGAAGCAAACUACAAAAUGUAUGCAUUUAUUUUCUUGCAUGUGAAGCUAAACUAUCAGAUGGACAAAUUGUCUUCUUGAUUCAUAAUACUGUAGGCUAUUCCUUUCAUUUUGUCAAAGGCAUCUAUACAGAACAGCUUCUGCUUUAUCAUAGUAUAUACAGUACAGUAUCUGCUUUGAAGGUAACCUUUUUGUCUAUCUAAUUUGUACAUAGAAUUAUCUGUGGUUAAAAUUCAACAUGCCGAAACUUAUGGGUAAUAUAUGUAUAUAAAGAUUUUUUAUAUGCAUCUGGGCUUGCUGAAUAUGCUGUGAUAUAAUAUGUCCUUUGAAUAAAUAUAUAAAUCAUA
Molecule: messenger RNA, 10294 nt
Organism: Homarus americanus (American lobster)
Lineage: Eukaryota; Metazoa; Arthropoda; Malacostraca; Decapoda; Nephropidae
Exons: 16
Coding region: 230-3799 (1189 amino acids)
Molecular function (GO): 3',5'-cyclic-AMP phosphodiesterase activity
Source: RefSeq, a predicted model, not a curated record